UGAGUACUUAAAUAGAUGUCAAGAUAGAGCACACAAGCAGUCGCUAGUUGGUGAGUGAGCAGCAAACUACUAAACACAGGAGUCCCGCGGUACACUGACACCAGCGCUAUAGACUACCGGGCUAAAGAAUGUCUACCCCACGGUACCUGACCCUGGCCAUCACGGCGGCCAUCUUGGUUCCAGCCACCUGUUUGUUAGUCUCCUACACCCGUGAGGACAUCUUCAGACGGCCGGUACCAAACUUUGUCCGGACGGACAUCGGCGACAGAACGACCUUCACCCCAGAGGAGAAGCAGCGGAUCCUCCAAAUCGUCAACUCGUACAGGAGUAUAGUGGAGCCGCCUGCCUCAGGCAUGCGCGAGUUGAUGUGGGACGAAGACCUGGAGGAGUUCGCCAAAGACUGGACCCAGAAAUGUAUUGGCACCCACAGUCACAGGAACAUGACCAAAAAGUGGAUGAAAAAAAAACCUCACACCUGGAAGGUGUGGGACUACAUGGGGGAGGCACUCUACUACAAUCAUGGUUCUAAAUAUAGCAUCGAGGAAGCCUUUUGGAUGUUUUGGAAUGAAGGCAAAGAUUACGACAUCAACGAGCCAAAAUGUACACAUAAAUAUACAUGUGGUCACUAUCAAGUGAUAACGACAGCCAAGGCCCACAGGGUGGGGUGUGCCCUCAACAAAUGCCAACACUUCAGCAAAAGCACGUACCCAACCCCCGCCAUCUUUAUAGCCUGCUUGUUUGAUGCCCGAUACUUUGAGGAUGCGCGGCCGUACGAGGUGGGAGAGAGAUGCUCAGCGUGUGGAGGUUCCGGGUACAGCUUCCAGUACUGCAGGCACGGUCUAUGCAUCUCGCCUAAUAUGAGGAAAUACAACACUGGAUACGACGGAAGCACAGACAGCGUGGGCGUCACUGGGCUUCAGUAGAUGGUCACACCAUGUGGGCGUCAGUGGGCUUCAGUAGAUGGUCACAUUAUGUGGGCGUCACUGGGCUUCAGUAGAUGGUCACACAACGUGGGCGUCACUGGGCUGCAGUAGAUGGUCACUAUGUGGGCGUCACUGGGCUUCUGUAGAUGGUCACAUUAUGUAGGCGUCACUGGGCUUCAGUUGAUGGUCACACAAUGUGGGCGUCACUGGGCUUCAGUAGAUGGUCACAUUAUGUGGGCGUCACUGGGCUUCAGUAGAUGGUCACACAAUGUGGGCGUCACUGGCCUGUAGUUGAUGGUCACAUUAUGUGGGCGUCACUGGGCUUCAGUAGAUGGUCACAUUAUGUGGGCGUCACUGGGCUUCUGUAGAUGGUCAACAACACAAGCCGCCAGCUAUUGAAAGAAUGACAUCAUUCGUAUCAAGUUUCUGUUAAACUUUCUCUAACAAUAUUUAUGUGUUCACUAUUCGUAAUUUAUUUGAUUUACAUACACGAUGGUCAUAUAAUCAUUUCGUGGCAAUUUAAAAAAAAAUUCUUUCAAUAUCUACAAACUGUUCUUGUUACAAUAAACAUCACAUCGUA
Physella acuta is the source of this 1503-nucleotide messenger RNA. RefSeq names its product GLIPR1-like protein 1. Lineage: Eukaryota; Metazoa; Mollusca; Gastropoda; Physidae. The record is from RefSeq and is a predicted model, not a curated record.